AAAAAAGUCUCAGUUGCUUCGGAAACGAAAGAGAAGUCAGUUCACUUUUGUGGAGGAGAUAAAUCCACUGAGAAUUCAUCAUUUAGCAAUUUCCAAUCCUUUGUUGAAGGAUUAUUCUGUGAAGUUUCUGUGAUAAUCUCAAAAGUUAUUUCAUUGAGUUAUCUUCUUAUUAAAUAAUUUUCUUUAAAAAAAAUUGUCCAUGAAAUUAUUUAAUAAGAUAAAAAAAACUUCCGUGGAAGCCCAAGUGAAAGAGAAAGUAAACACAAAAUAAAAAAAUCUUUAGUGAAAUAGACAAUUCGAAAAAUAUUACAAAAUAGACAAAUUAAAGUGCUGUGGGUAAAAAUCAUCAUCACACUUUCACAACAAACCCAAUGUGGCGCUGAGCCAAAUUAAAUAACAAGACUCGCGAGGUUUUUUUUAUGUGAGAGCGCAACCUAAUUUCAGAAAUAGAGGACUGCCCUACCGCAUUUUGUGGAUAAAUUGCAUUUUUUCUGGGGGGAAGUGACUAAAAUUAGCAGAAAUGCCAUCUGAUUCCGUAUCCAGGAUGCAUUCCUCGGGAUCUGAUGGGAAUAGCAGCGACAAUUUCAGCUCAUCUCCUGGAGCAUCUUCAACCAUGUCCAGAGAGAGAACAGAUAGUGAAAGUUCCGACAAACAAGCGCGCUUUGUGCUUCCGGGAAUGGCAGGAAGUCCCCCAAAGGUGCUCACAAUGAACGAAGUUGUGGAUUGCAUGAAGAACAUUCAAAAUAUGACACUGGCUCAUGAGAUUGCCAUUAAUCCGGAAUUUAAAUUGGAACCAUUUGAGCCACCAGAAAAUAGUCUGGAGCGUCGUGUGAAGGAUAUGGUUCAUCGUGCAUUCUGGGAUGUUCUACGUGAGGAGCUAUCCAGCGAUCCACCGUGCUACGAUCGCGCCAUUCACCUCCUAACGGACAUUAAGGAUUACUUUGAGCACAUCUUCCUGCAGAAUAAUGUGCGCAUCCUACAGCGUAUCAGUGAGGUGCUGGACGCCAAUCUCAUACGACAGCAAGCAGAACAGGGUAUCCUGGAUUUCCGAUCAUAUGCAAACUUCCUCAUUGACAUUAUGGCAAAAUCCUGUGCUCCCGUGCGAGAUGAACAAGUUGCCAAACUCAAGGACAUCGAGGACGUUGUAGACCUCUUCCGUGGCAUCAUGGAAACCCUCACAGUAAUGCGUCUCGAUGUAGCCAAUUGCCUCCUGCAGGCAGCACGUGGGGAUGUCAUUGCAAAUUCCGUGGAGUAUGAGAAGCAGAAAUUUAAGGAAUACCUCAAAGUCUACACUGCUGGAUUCCCUGCCACUGAAGGAUGGCUCAAGAGGAAUAUCACCACAACAUCCUCUGCACCCGCGGGUGAAGCAACUACAGGCACCCCGACAAAGCACACAAUUGUCAAUGCCUAUCUCGAAUUACUUGACUGGCAGGUGGACAAUGAAUUCCCUGAAUUACUCUUAAUGGACAAAGAACGCAUUGAGACACUGCAGAAGCGCAUAAAUCGACUGUGUGCGUGUACAACGGUCAUGGCUCUCGCUUCAGGUGUACCCUCAUUUGCACAGAAUCCCAACAUGAAGGGUGCCUUUGCACGUGAAGUGGAGAUUCUCCUGCAAGAUGUCCACGAUGAGGGACACCUUGUGGAUUCCAUGGAGAAUAUUUGGCUCCAUAUGAAGGGUGUAAUUGAGAAGCAUCAGAGAGCACCACUUGAAUCCGCCACUGAAGACACACUCAAGACGCAAAUUCUCCAGGCAGCCCGGAAGGAUUCUCCAGUACGUGGGCUAAUCUGGAAGCGCUUCACCACCUACUUGAGGAUGUGUCUCUACAGCAAAUCUCUUCCACCUACCCCACCGGGCUUUAUGGAGUUCGCCAAUGAACUUGAGGCCGUGAGUAAUUCAUUCAAAUCACUCACAUCAUACAACUAUUCUGUCUAUGGGGAGGUUUAUCAGGAGAUGCUAACAAAAAUUGACACAACUUCUUCUUAAACAGUAGAUUGCAAUUUUGCAGUGUUCUUGCAGUGAUAAGAUAACGUAAAAUAUAGAUGAGAAAAAAACGUGUAUUCAUGUGUUUUUCGUGUGAAUUUAAAAGAAAAAACAGAAAAUGUAUUAAAUACCAAGUGAAUAAAGUUUUAUGGAAAAUAUUCUUCUACACAA
Lutzomyia longipalpis is the source of this 2152-nucleotide messenger RNA. RefSeq names its product T-complex protein 11-like protein 1. The record is from RefSeq and is a predicted model, not a curated record. Gene Ontology annotation, biological process: signal transduction. NCBI's taxonomy places the organism in Eukaryota, Metazoa, Arthropoda, Insecta, Diptera, Psychodidae. The transcript has 4 exons. Bases 521 to 1984 code for a protein of 487 amino acids.